Messenger RNA from Quercus robur (English oak), 4038 nucleotides. RefSeq lists its product as uncharacterized. The record is from RefSeq and is a predicted model, not a curated record. The coding region runs from base 1 to 4038 and encodes 1345 amino acids. Gene Ontology annotation, molecular function: nucleic acid binding; RNA-DNA hybrid ribonuclease activity. NCBI's taxonomy places the organism in Eukaryota, Viridiplantae, Streptophyta, Magnoliopsida, Fagales, Fagaceae. The transcript is spliced from 2 exons.
AUGGCCCCAAUUCAGAGGUGCGAUGUGCUUCUGUGCAGCAGGGAGGACACCUUGGGUAUUCUAAAGCAUAUGAUGGUGUGGAAGCCAGAUUGGGUGGCUUCCAAGGACAUACUGAGGAGGAUGGGAUGGAGUAUGGUGGAAAUAGCCAUGAUGAACUCUAAUCCUCCGGAGAUUGAGGUUCCUCUUGGUCAUUUUGUGAAGAUGAAUGUCCUACUGUGGAAUUGUAGAGGUGCUCUAAAUGCAGACUUCAAGAGAAGAAUUUUUGAGAUGGCUAUUAAUCACCACCCCUCGAUCAUGGUAAUCACAGAAACAAGAGUUGGUGGAGAUAGGGCUGCUAAAAUUAUUGAAGAUUUACCUUUUGAUGGAAGCAUAGUUACUGAGACCAUUGGCUAUGCAGGGGGUUUGUGGCUUUUGUGGAAAACAGAUGAUGUUGAUGUAAUGCUCUUGUCUACAACAGAACAGGAGAUUCAUGCGACUGUUAAGGUGCGUAACUCUGACCCUAUCUGGCUUAUUUCUGCUAUAUAUGCUAGACCUAGGUUGUCUAAGAGAAGAAUUUUAUGGGCUAAUCUUAAAGUUGUUGCCCAGCUCCAUAAUUUGCCUUGGCUUAUGCUUGGAGAUUUUAAUGAAGUUUUGAGUAGCGAAGAUAAAUUUGGAGGGAAUCAGGUGAAUUUAAAUAGGGCUCUCCAAUUUAAAGAUUGUUUGGAUGUUUGUAACAUGUUGGACCUAGGGUUUGUUGGGCCUAAAUAUACUUGGAUGAAUCGUAGGCCCAUUUCCGAUCUUAUUCUUGAGAGAAUUGAUAGGUGUUUUGCCAACCCUUCGUGGAGAGUCCUUUAUCCUGAAGCUACAGUGACUCAUUUGACUAGGACCUAUUCGGAUCACUGUCCAGUUUUAAUUGAACUAUUUGGAUCUACCCUUUCUGGUCAAAACAAACCUUUUCGUUUCCACACUAUGUGGCUCCUACAUCCUGGGUUCCCAAAUAUUGUUCAGGAGGCUUGGACUGCGGGCAGAGAUCUUCAAGAAUCUAUUAUGGAUUUUGUUGGUAAAGCCAAGCAUUGGAACUAUAAUGUCUUUGGAAAUUUAUUUGCUAAAAAGAAAAGAGUAUUGGCCAGAAUUAAUGGUAUCCAAAAAGCUUUGGCGUGCAGACCAAGUGACUUCCUCUUGAACUUGGAGAAACAACUCAUUGAGGAGUAUUUUAUAAUUUUACUCCAGGAAGAGGAAUAUUGGGCACUUAAGUCAAGAUUGAAUGCAGCCAUGUUCGGAGACCAUAAUACAAAUUUUUUCCAUGUCUCCACACUGGUUAGGCGGCACAGGAAUAAAAUCCGUUGUUUAAAGGAUUCCUUGGGGAACUGGAUCACAGAUGAGAUUGAGAUAAAGAGACAUAUAAAUUGUGGUUUUGAAAAGCUUUACACUUCAGAGCUUUGUAUGUCUCCCAUGUUUUCAGCAGUCACUUCUUUUUCGUGUUGUUUUCUAUCUGCUGAGAAUUGCUUGAGUAUUAGUAGUGGUAUCACUGAUGAAGAAAUCAGAGCUGCACUAUGGUCUCUAAAGCCAUUUAAAGCUCCUGGGCCUGAUGGCCUUCAUGCGGGAUUCUUUCAACGCUUUUGGCCAGAAGUGGGCGGCUCUAUUUGCGCAGAAGUUAAGAAAGUUUUUGAUACAAGGGUAGUUCCUAAAUUCCUUAAUGAGACAUUGAUUACGCUUGUGCCCAAAUGCCAAAAUCCAGUUUCAUUAAAUAACUAUAGGCCUAUCAGUCUGUGUAACUCCGUAUACAAGAUUGUCUCAAAAAUCAUUGUGGCACACAUUCGUCCCUUUCUAAGCAAUCUGAUAUCUCCUAUGCAGACUGCUUUUGUGCUUGGGCAUAGAGGAGCAGAUAAUGUUAUCAUUGCUCAGGAGCUUAUUUACACACUGGAUAGGAAAAAAGGGGCAACGGGUCAUAUGGCAAUUAAACUAGACCUGGAGAAAGCCUAUAACAGACUUGAGUGGAGUUUUAUUCACAAGUGUAGGGAUGGCUCUUGGACUCCUUUGACAGCUUCUAAGGGUAAUGUGGGAAUAUCCCAUUUAUUAUUUGCAGAUGAUAUAAUUCUGUUCAGUAAAGUGGACUCUAAGGCAUGUAAUGCCAUUGCUGAAGUUUUGGAGAAGUUCUGUAAGGAGUCUGGACAGAAAAUCAGUCAAGAUAAGUCUCAUAUCUACUUCUCUCCUAAUGUUAGUGAGGAGAUGGAGGAGGUAUGGGAGAAAUUGGGGUUCAAUGAAACUCGAAAUAUAGGAAAAUAUCUUGGAUUUCCUAUUCUCCACAAGGGCGCAAAUCGGAGGCAAUAUAAUGAUAUUGUGGAGAGAGUUAUGAAUAAACUGUUAGGGUGGAAAGCAAAAUUCUUAUCCUUUGCAGGUCGAUCUGUUUUGAUCAAGUCUGUCAUGGCUGCCAUGCCUAAUCAUGUGAUGCAAGGUGCUGCCCUUCCAGCUCAUAUUUGUGAUAAGCUGGAUAAAAUUAAUAGAGAUUUUUUAUGGAGCUCCACUAGUGAUAGGCAGAAGAUGCAUCUGGUGGGUUGGAAUAAAAUUGUUCAACCUAAGGAAGAAGGAGGACUGGGGAUCCAAGCAGCUAGAGCAAAGAAUAUUGCUUUGCUUUCAAAAUUAAACUGGAGGAUGUAUCAUGAACAGGAUGCUCAUUGGGCCAAAAUUAUGCUAAAAAAAUAUUGUACUGGUCCGAGAGCUAGAGCAAGUAAUCCGGAUAGUCUCCCUUCUUCUCCCAAUUGGAGAGCAAUUAAAGUGGGGUUUCCUGUAUUUAUGAAAGGUAUUUGUUGGGGUUUGGGAGAUGGGUCGAGAGUGAAAAUUUGGACAGAUAACUGGAUAAGGGGUGAGUCCUUAAGAGAGUUAAUUGAGGGCCCCCUUAAUCAAGGUGAUCUUGACCAUACAGUUGCAGAUUUGAGGCAUGAAGGAAUAUGGAAUUGGGAUGGUUUUUCGUUUGUUAUUCCUGAAGGCAUUAAAGAUAAAAUUAGAGCCAUCCCAUUUCGGAAUUGUGAUGGGGCAGGUGACUUUAUAAUGUGGAAGUUUUCAAAAGAUGGGGAAUUCUCUGUAAAAUCUGCCUAUCAAGUGGCUAGUCAGGAGGAAAAUGAUGGAAAUUCAUUUCAAGGUUCUUGGAUUUGGAAAUUGGAUAUUUUACCCAAAAUCAUACAUUUCCUAUGGCUGACUUUUCAUUGUAGCAUACCUGUACAUGGUGUUUUGGCUUCAAAAGGGAUAAAUUGUGAUAAGCGUUGUCCCCUGUGUAAAUGUAGUGAGGAAACUAUUCCUCAUCUGUUACGGGACUGUAAUCUAACCCGUGAAUUUUGGAGGAAGUUGGAACCACCACCAGCCCUUAUUAGCACCUUUAAUGAUAGUUUUGAGGAGUGGUUGAAAGUUAACAGUACGAGUAUUAUUUUGCACAAAUCCAAAGUGCAUUGGGGUACUAUGUUUCUUUUUGCUAUUUGGUCUUUAUGGAAGAACAGAAACAAGGUUGUAUUUGAAAAUUCUAUUCCUAAUCCUAAUCUUCAUAAGGCUUGUAUCCACCAGGCAAGAGAAUAUUUUUAUUGUGUAAGCAAAACUUGUCAGGCAACCAGGGAAGUUGCUAUCCAGGUUUGGUGGAAUAAACCACCUGAAGGGUGGUUUAAACUCAACACUGAUGGGGCAUCUCAAGGAAAUCCUGGAAAGGCAGGGGGCAGUGGAAUCAUUAGAAAUAGCCAUGGAUUGUGGAUUAAAGGGUAUUCAAGGUCAAUAGAUUAUACUACCAGUGUUGUUGCUGAAUGGUGGGCUUUAAGGGAUGGUCUUACUUUAGCUAUCCAGUUAGGAUGCCAGCAUUUGGAGGUUGAAUUAGAUGCCAAGGUGAUUGUGGAGCUUUUGAAGUCUAACAGUACUCCUAAUAGAAAUUAUUCUCCUCUUUUGCAUGAUUGCAGGAUGUUGUUAGGCCAACUGCAGCAAGUCAGAGUUGUGCACGUGUUUAGAGAGACCAACAUGUGUGCAGAUUUUUUGGCUAGAUGGGGCUGUUGUAUGCAAGAUGAUUUUGUCAUUUUUGAUUAG